This is a messenger RNA of Adineta steineri, 1146 nucleotides long. The record is from the annotation of a GenBank genome assembly. Lineage: Eukaryota; Metazoa; Rotifera; Eurotatoria; Adinetida; Adinetidae.
AUGCUGUUACUAUAUAUUCUUAUACAUUUAGCUGGUUCACUCGUGGCUUUUGAUACAACAACGGAAAAUUAUACUGUAUCAGUUAGUGGAAAAUGUGUUUUAACUUGUUAUGUAUCUGAAAUUCGUUCAUUUAAAGUAAAACAACUAACAUUAAUUGCUUUUGAUGGUGUUGUCUACUCAAAUAAAGAUCAUUAUCGUCUUGAAUCUGAUUAUGUUGGAUCAUAUAAUUUAAUAAUUGAUCGUGUUAAUGAAGAUGAUCAAGGUGAAUAUCAAUGUCAGAUAAAUACAGAACCAAGAAAAACAAAAAGAAUAUUUCUUACUGUUCAAGUCCCACCACGUAUUACUGAUUUUCGUCCAAAUCCAUCGAUAAUUUCAGUACAAAAUGGUGCACCAUUAGAACUAUUAUGUCGUGCUGAGGGCACACCAACACCUCGUAUACGUUGGCGUAUGCGUGAUAUUGAUAUGAAUCGAAUUGAUUCAUUACCACCCGAUAAUAGUAAUAUAUGGCGUAUUUCAUCAGUUACAAGUCAAUUUCCACGUACAGUUGAAUGUAUUGCUGAUAAUGGUGUUUUACCUGCAUCAAAUCGUAUAUUUACAAUCAAUGUUGAAUUUUCACCUAUUAUUAUAAUUAAUAAUAGUUUUAUUCAAAGUCAAUUAAAUCAAAAUAUUACACUUGAAUGUUCAGUAUUGAGUCGACCAUUUGCUAGGAUUUCUUGGGAAAGAAAAGGAAAAAUUAUUGAUGAUAAUCAACAAAUAAGUAAUAUACAAAUUAAUCAAACAAUGGUAAUAAAUCGAUUAAAUAUUCAGAUAAACAGUAUUGAUGAUUUUGGACAAUAUAAUUGUAUUGCGGAAAAUAUUCAUGGACGAAAAGAAGCUAUUAUAUUUAUUUCACAAGAAAUUAUUGUUCUUUCAACAUUAACAACAAGAAAAUUUCAUCGUCAUUUAAAAAAUACGUCAUUAAGAUUAAAAUCUACUAGAAAACACUUUCGAUCAUCAACGAUAACUACACCAACAAUAACAAUUGCAUAUAUUGAACGUGAUAUUCAUAUCAGUUCAUCUUCUUAUCGUCUAUGGACAUCUCAUAGAUUGAUAAAACUUUUGUUUUUAUUCUUAUUAUUAUUCCGAUUGAAACAUAUCGAAAGAUAA